This is a messenger RNA of Diplodia corticola, 738 nucleotides long. RefSeq lists its product as uncharacterized. NCBI's taxonomy places the organism in Eukaryota, Fungi, Ascomycota, Dothideomycetes, Botryosphaeriales, Botryosphaeriaceae. The transcript is spliced from 2 exons. Bases 1 to 738 code for a protein of 245 amino acids. The record is from RefSeq and is a predicted model, not a curated record.
AUGGCAGAAACGCAGCCGGCCGAACAAGGCCACCACAUGUGCCCCAUCUUCUGCACCGCCAACGUCCCCACCAGCCUCCUAGAAGAGCUCAUCGCCGACCCCACGGGCGUCCAAGACUUCCGCCUCAUCGACAUCGAGACCGGCCCCGCCACCUCCCCCUUCCCUUCGCGCGCCCCGCUCCCCCCCACCACCACCGCCGCCGCCGCCGCCUUCCACACGGCCUUCUUCAACUGGCCCCCGGACCUGCUCUACACGUACUGGAAAACCCACCUGCGCGCCCCGCCCGACGGCUCGACGCGCCCCGCCUUCAGCGCCUUCACCUUCGUCGUCGUCGACCAGGAGGCCGUCGACGCCUACGUGAGACGUGCCGCCGCACAAGCGAGCAACACCACCACCACCACCAGCGACGACGACGACGAUGUAGUCACCGUCCUCCUCUGCACCGACGCACCCGACUUCGACGAGGAUGAGGACGAAGCCGCCGAAUCCGCGCCCGUCCUCAAGACGCUGCGCUGGGAAGUGGCCGACGUCGCGGCGGUGCUGCCCGCGCUCGAGUCGCUGACCAUGUGCCCGAGCGAGCUGGAUUCGCCGGUGCGGCUGAGCGUCAUGCCGCCGCCGGCUGCUGCUGCGGCUGCGGCGGGCGGCCCGGCUGCGAUGAGGAGGGCGAGGGUGGAGGGGAUUAGGGGGGCUGGGGCUGGUCUGAGGGGGAGAGGGGGUUGGAAGGGGGCUGCUGGGUAG